CCAGAGCAAGGACAGGAUGAAGUCAUCUGGAUGAUAUAGUCACCAACUGUCGUUUUGGUCGGAAACAACAGCAGAACACAGUGCUGGAAAACUAGACCGUUUCGGGGGGUCCACUCUGCCCACUGUAAGAGAGGAGCAGACAGUUUACUUGUUGGGAAUUGAUUUCACAACUGCAGAGCAUAGCGAUAUCAACACGUUGUGACGGAUUAAUCUAUAGUGUGAUUUUGGAAAAUUGGGACUGUUUUUUGUAAAUUUUCUGGUGAAAAUUAACUUUAUAAAGGAUUUUUGUUAAACGGGAUUAAAUAAGGAUUUACAACCCGAGGGCCCUUGAGCGUUGCAUCUGGGAUUUAUUUCUAUGGUGACGGAGGCAGUGGUUCUGUCGGAUACCCAUGAUGCACCGGUACGAUUCCUGAGUCGGCGAUGGGCCCACUAGCUCCACCCAGCCUUGCGGAGAUGAGAGGAAUGGUUGCCCUGUGGUUUCCCGUUUGCCUCUCCCUCCUCAUCCCUCUCCCCGUUUCCACUGCCAGGAUACCCACCGCCCUGCCCACAGACUCUGUGUCCAGUGAGACUGUGUUCCUGGAGGACUAUGUUGUUGCCACGGGUGACACUCUGGACUUGUCCUGUAACCCUGACGGCCCCGCCCAACCUGUCACCUGGUUCAAGGAUGGCAGUGGUGUGUUGCCAAGCAACAGAACACUUCUGGGCCAGAGAGUGUUGCGCAUCAUCAACGUGUCGUACGAGGACUCUGGCAUGUACUCCUGUCGCGUCACCCAUGGCAACACAGUACUCAGCAACUACACCAUUCGAGUGACAGAUUCCCUGUCUUCUGGAGAUGAUGAAGACUAUGACGAGGACUCGGACGAUGCAGGUAAUGAAAACGAACCCCCAACCUGGACACGACCAGACCGCAUGGAGAAGAAACUCCUCGCAAUCCCAGCAGCCAACACUGUCAAGUUCCGCUGCGCUGCCACGGGCAACCCCACGCCCACCAUCCAUUGGCUAAAGAAUGGGAAGGAGUUUAAGGGCGAGCAGAGGAUGGGCGGGAUCAAGCUGAGACACCAGCAGUGGAGUCUUGUGAUGGAGAGUGCGGUUCCUUCAGACCGAGGGAACUACACCUGUGUGGUACAGAACAAGUAUGGGACCCUGACCCACACCUACCAGCUGGACGUGCUUGAGCGCUCUCCUCACAGGCCCAUCCUUCAGGCCGGCCUGCCAGCCAAUCAGACGGUGGCGUUGGGCAGUGAUGUGGAGUUCCAUUGUAAGGUGUACAGUGACGCCCAGCCUCACAUUCAGUGGCUGAAACACAUCGAGGUGAACGGGUCUAGAUACGGCCCAGACGGAGUCCCAUACGUCAACAUACUCAAGACGGCUGGUAUUAACACUACGGAUAAGGAGCUAGAGAUUCUCCUCCUCACCAAUGUGUCUUUUGAGGAUGCAGGAGAGUAUACCUGCCUAGCGGGGAACUCUAUUGGGUACGCUUAUCAUUCUGCCUGGCUCACCGUCCUACCAGCAUUGGACGGAAAUCCCAAGGAGGAUGACUACGCUGACAUCUUGAUAUAUGUGACGGGCUGCGUACUCUUCAUCCUGGCCGUGGUCAUCAUCAUCCUCUGUCGGAUGAGGACGUCUACCCAGAAGACCUUGCCCUCCCCGCCCGUCCAGAAACUGUCCAAGUUCCCCUUAAAGAGACAGCAGGUGUCCUUGGAGUCAAACUCAUCCAUGAAUUCCAACACGCCAUUGGUCAGGAUUGCCCGCCUGUCAUCCAGCGAUGGACCAAUGCUGGCCAACGUCUCUGAGUUGGAGCUACCCUCCGACCCCAAAUGGGAGUUCCCCAGGACCAGGUUAACGUUGGGUAAACCCCUGGGAGAAGGCUGCUUUGGUCAGGUGGUGAUGGCAGAGGCCAUCGGAAUCGACAAGGAAAAACCCAACAAACCUCUCGACGUUGCUGUGAAGAUGCUCAAAGGUUGGUAUGACGCCACAGACAAGGACCUAUCCGACCUGGUCUCAGAGAUGGAGAUGAUGAAGAUGAUUGGAAAACACAAAAACAUCAUCAAUCUGCUGGGGGCCUGCACACAGGAUGGUCCACUGUACGUGCUGGUGGAGUAUGCAUCCAAGGGGAACCUGAGAGAGUACCUGAGAGCCCGUCGACCACCAGGGAUGGACUACUCAUUUGACACCUGUAAGAUACCCGACGAGCAGCUGACCUUCAAAGACCUGGUGUCCUGUGCCUUCCAGGUGGCCCGAGGAAUGGAAUACCUGGCCUCACAGAAGUGUAUACACAGAGACCUGGCUGCCAGGAACGUCCUGGUAACCGAGGACAACGUGAUGAAGAUAGCCGACUUCGGCCUAGCCAGAGACGUGCACAACAUAGACUACUACAAGAAGACCACCAACGGUCGUCUGCCCGUGAAAUGGAUGGCACCAGAGGCUCUGUUCGACCGUGUCUACACCCACCAGAGUGACGUGUGGUCCUAUGGGGUACUGUUGUGGGAGAUUUUUACCCUUGGGGGCUCUCCAUACCCUGGCAUCCCUGUAGAGGAGCUCUUCAAACUACUAAAGGAGGGACACCGUAUGGACAAACCAGCCAACUGCACACAUGAACUAUAUAUGAUCAUGAGGGAGUGUUGGCACGCUGUCCCCUCUCAGAGACCCACCUUCAGGCAGCUGGUGGAGGACCAUGACAGGGUUCUAUCCAUGACCUCCACGGACGAGUAUUUGGACCUGUCUGUUCCAUUUGAACAAUACUCUCCAACCUGCCAGGACUCCAACAGCACCUGUUCCUCAGGAGAUGACUCAGUGUUUGCCCACGACCCCCUCCCAGACGAACUCUGCCUCCCAGACGAACUCUGCCUCCCUAAACUUCCAAAUCUAAUCCAGGGUCACAUCCUUCCGAGGGGUUACACCCUUCCACGGGGUCAUACCAUUCCGAGGGGUCACACCAUUCCGUGCCUACAGGAACUGUAACUCCAGCUCGUAAGACUGGAAGGAGAUGGACAGUAGGAGUUGAAUGCCAUUGGUCAAGGAGGCAGGGUGUCUGUAACGCCAUUGGCUACAGAGGCUGGGAGGGUGAAGGCCAGAAUUUUUUAUUGUAAAUAUAUAAAUUGUAAUAUGUAUCAUAUUGCUGUCAACAGCCAUGUACUUAAAAGAAACAAAAAUACGUUUUCUAAAAUAUUGUUUUAGAAUCAAAGCAUUGCAAUCUAGAAUACACUGUCAUGAUCAUGUAAUCAUUUAAAGUGAUACAAAAGGUUUAUUUGAAUAAUUAACAUGUAUAUUUGUAAAGAUAUUUAUAGACUUAACAUGUGGUUCAUACGUUUGAGAAAUCUAGUUUAGGAUUUUAGUACUUUAAGCAAAUAUUUUUUUGGUAACUUAUUUUACAAGAGAACAACAUUAUUUUCACAACUGGCAGAUUUUAUUUCUCUGUUUUUUUAUCCAUCUUUUUUGUUUACAAAAAAAGAAUGUAUGAAAUAUUUUAAGCAAUUUCUAUGAGCAGAGCAUGACAAGGAAGCAUACAUCUACGGAGUAAAACAUUGAGUGUUACAUUGUCUGCAAAGUUGCCUUUCCAAAAUUAGAGCAACGAUGAACUCUUGCUGGGCAAGAAGAAGCACAGUCCCUGCUUCACUAAACUCACCUGAGAGGGUUUCAGUAACAUUUUAGCUAAAUGUCAAAUUCACCAUACAAAGUUUUAAGUACUAUAACUACUUUUGUUUCACCAUGCUAGUUUUAUAAGUAACACUCUUCAUCCAAUAUGUUAUUUAAGCUCUUAUACUGUAAUCAAGACUAGUAAUAUAUUUUAUUGAGAUUUGUUUUUCACAAUGACCAACUUUUAUAUCAAACUUUGUUCUGUGAUAUUUGAGUUACAUUAUUCUAGAUUGUUACUGAAGCAUUAUAUUAGUGGUGCUAAAACAUUAUUCUAGAGUGUUACUGAAACAUAUUUUAGAACGUUAAUGAAAUGUUCUAGGAUGUUACUUUAAUAUUAUCUAGAGGCUGAAUCAUGUUAUAGAAUGUUACUGAAACAUCUAGAUUCUUGCUGAAAUGGGUUCUAGAAUGUUACUGAAACAUGUUCUGGAGCAUAACUGAAACAUGUUCUAGAGUGUUUCUAUAACAUCUGCCCAAGUCCUCCAGGCUUCCUUGCUGCUCUACAGUGUUAUUAACAUAGAAUAUAAAUAUAGUAUCUAAAUAUAGAAUAUGAAGGCCUGCUUUGUGGCAUUAGAAUCACAAGACAGAUUGUUAACAAUACUCUGAAUCAUGUAUGUAUGUGUUUGUGUGUUAUAAAUGUGCCAACAUAGUGGAAGAUAACAGAUUUUUUAUGAAUGACAAAACGUGCAACAAGAUGGUGAAGUGCAACCCUAAAACUUGGUUAUCAAGAAAGAAAGUGCCAAAUUAGUCUUAAUUACUUUUCUUCUUAAAAGAUCUCCUGAACCAAAUACUGCACUGUGAAUGUAAGCAAAUUUGUGACUGGUUCUAUUAAUAUGCAGUAAGAGCAGGAAACCACAAUCCUCUGCCCUUUAUGCAUUGGUCUUUCCAGUAGACUAUCUGGCUAUCUAAAUGUUUACCAAGUCUAUAAAUACGAACUAAAAGGAUAUAAAUGAUAAUUUGGCAUUUGAGGGUCCUACAUAAUGAUCCAGUGGCUGCUGAUGAGUAGAUUGUUGGAUUCUAUCUGGUCUAUUUGUGCUUCCUCUUUAUACAUGGUACAAUGAAUUGGCCCAUCUUCUAUGAAGUGCCUGGAAUUCAAUGAUAGAUUAAUUAAUUUCAUACAUUUAAUUGCAUUUUAUUGUAUGAAUGAUAAACAAUCAUUUGUUUUUGUGCAAGCAGGUUGUUAUAAUAUGAAUAAGACCUGUAUGUGAGUAAACUAAAGGGCACUUCAUCUGUACUCUAGAUGUACCCAGUGAUACUGAUAUUGCUUUGUCUAUUUAUUCUUCCCGGCGGGGGUAAAUGAGGGCUCUCCCUAUGGUGAGAGGACUAGAGCCGCCACGCUGUUCAUGUUGUAGUUGCUGUGUGGAGCAGACAGACCUAGAUGUACAAUCGUCCUCCCGUCAGACAGUUUUUGUUCUUAUUUCGGUUUGUUUUUGAAGGGCUUCAAAUUCCUGUUUCAAGUUUGUUUCUGAAGUUCCUGUUUCAAGUUUGUUUCUGAGGGGCCGCUAGUUCCUGUUACAGUUUGUUUCUGAAGGGCUGCUAAUUCCUGUUUCAGUUUGUUUUUGAAGGUCCGCUAGUUCAUGUUUCAGUUUGUUUCUGAAGGGCAGUUAGUUCCUGUUUCAGUUUGUCUCUGAAGAGCCAUUAGUUCCUCUUUCAGUUUGUUUCUGAAAGGCAGUUAUUUCCUGUUUCAGUUUGUUUCUGAAAGGCAGUUAUUUCCUGUUUCAGUUUGUUUCUGAAGGGCCGCUAGUUCCUGUUUCAGUUUGUCUCUGAAGGGCCACUUGUUUCUGUUUCAGUUUGUUUGUAAAGGGCCGGUUAUUCCUGUUUAAGUUUAUUGGUCACCUCUGUCUCUAUUUAUUUUAUUGUUUGGUCAUGAAAAGAUAAAUCACCAUGCAAACAUUUUCCUUGCUUCAGAUUUCAGAUGAGGGUGUUUCAGGAUCCAGCAGAAGUCUUGUUGCCUAAAAGAUGCCUGGGACUCUAUCCACCAUAAUUUUUUUAGUUAUCAUGUUGGUAUGUUAUUGAUUACUUCUAAGUUUGACUGGUUAUUGAAUAGUUAUCAGGUUGGUUGGUUUUUGAUUAGUUAUAAGGUUGGUUGGUUUUUGAUUAGUUAUCAGGUUGGCUGGUUAUUCAUUAGUUAUCCAGUUGGCUGAUGACUGAUUAGCUAUCAGAUUGGUUGGUUAUUGAGUAGUUAUCAGAUUGGUUAUUGGCUAGGAUGAAUUUGGUUGGUUAUUGAUUAGUUAUCAGGUUGGUUGGUUUGUUAUUGAUCAGUUAUCAAGUUGAUUAUUGAUUAGUUAUCAGGUCUGUCUCUCUUCUCUGUGUUUUAUGUGUCUAUUUUUAAUUUUGUUAAUAGUGCUGGGCAGUUUGAUUAUAAGUUAAAUUAUAGUUUGAAAUUCACUUCUUAGGUUGUUUAUAAGGUAGAUUUUAUGUAGCUAUGUGACAGUUUUAUAAAAACCUUGGGAAGAAAAGCAUUAAUCAGAUUAUUUGCAUUCCAUUAAGGGUUUCUUGCCAUGUUAAAACAACAGAAUCACUUGGCACUGUAUGUGUGGAAACAUUUUUCAGAGAUUAAUUUAGCACCCCAGAUAAUUUAUUUUCCCUUUUCUAUUUUUGUUUUUAACUAAAAUAUAGUAUGGUGGAACUAACUACUGGGUAAAACGUUUUUAUUUAAUUUUUGUUGUUAUUUCCUAACUUUAAUUUCACUGUUCUAAUCCGUCUCUAACAUUCCACCAAGUUGAACCCCCAACUGGGAGGCACACCGAUGGCAACCCCCCCAGCCCC
Molecule: messenger RNA, 6402 nt
Organism: Esox lucius (northern pike)
Lineage: Eukaryota; Metazoa; Chordata; Actinopteri; Esociformes; Esocidae
Gene: fgfr3
Product: fibroblast growth factor receptor 3
Exons: 19
Coding region: 421-2961 (846 amino acids)
Biological process (GO): protein phosphorylation; positive regulation of cell population proliferation; multicellular organism development
Cellular component (GO): signaling receptor complex; membrane
Molecular function (GO): fibroblast growth factor receptor activity; ATP binding; fibroblast growth factor binding
Source: RefSeq, a predicted model, not a curated record